Messenger RNA from Babesia microti strain RI, 1350 nucleotides. RefSeq names its product conserved protein, unknown function. Gene Ontology annotation, biological process: proton motive force-driven ATP synthesis. The transcript has 5 exons. The coding region runs from base 1 to 1350 and encodes 449 amino acids. Gene Ontology annotation, molecular function: proton transmembrane transporter activity. NCBI's taxonomy places the organism in Eukaryota, Apicomplexa, Aconoidasida, Piroplasmida, Babesiidae. The record is from RefSeq and is a predicted model, not a curated record.
AUGUCUAGAGCGUUGCGGUCUAACUGGAAAGGUCUUUCAUCAUUCGUCAACGAAAGCGUUUCUACUGCUUGGAAUGAAAUUAAGUCGUGCGAUGGAGCCUUGCAAAAUGUGAUAGAUAAUAAUCGCAGUGGCACAGUCACAAAGAUUGAUUGGUCACAAUGGAAAGAACGGAUCGGCAACCCAAAGUUAUUAGAGGCAUUUGAAUCUAAUUAUAAUUGUCUAAUAUCAUUGUUAGAUAAAAUUCCCCAACCAAUAUUGAAGUAUUGUGAGGUAUUAAAACGAGCUGAGGAAGAAUCCGGUAAAUCGGCAGAAGAAGCUAUGAGACUUAUUGAAGACGGAGUAAAGGCCCUGUGGAUAUCUAAUCAUAAUCCUCCUGUAUGGAAAAUAGACCCUAAUGAGUGGUUAGAAUCAGAUCAAUAUUGGCAGGCGUAUAUAGAAAAACAUGCCGUUUUUGCGCCACACAUAGAUUCUUUAGAUCCAGAAUCUCCGGCUGAAAUUGAGGCUCGCAGACAAAAAUGGCAAACAAACGUCGCUAAAUUUAACGAACGUACGGAUACGCCCAUUUUGUAUGAUUAUAUGAACCACUUGCCUACGUGGGAAUAUUACGACAUCAAUCGUAAACAAUUCUACCAACAUAUGUCAUAUUUUCUAAAUCUAACAGGAGAGGAUUUUAGGCAUUUUCCCGAUAUUCCAAAAUGGCAAUGGAUCACCCAUUGUGAAGAUUUGAACUUCAAAUUGUUCGCCGUUCAGCAUAGAAGGAAGGUUGAGAAGCAAUUAACCACAAAGUCUAGACAUGUUUCCAAUGAUUUAGAGCCUGAAGAGGGCCAUUGUGAAGAAACACAUGAAAUGGCUUUUCUCAGUUCAGAAAAAGAGAGAUCUGAAGAGGCACUAAUCUACUUGCUCAGUAACUAUGCAUUUUUAAGUGACCCAUAUAUCCCAUUUGAAAAUUUGUUCCAAUUGGAGUUAAUUAAAUCCAGAUUUGGUGAUGGUAAAUUGUUUUCCUUUGGUGAAGACGUGGAUGUGUUGUUUUUUUUGCCAAACAAGGCACUAAGCACAGUUUCACCUAAAAAGUGCUUCCACCUAUACCUUGACCACCUAGUGAUGAACGGAGUACGUCUAAACCCAUCAUACGCACAAUACUUGGAUAAUACAUUUGAUGUUAUACAACAGAGAGGACCAAAUUGGUUGACACUACCCGGGGAAAGUGUUAGAGAAGCUUUCAUAAGGAGACUAAGGGCAGAUGAUCCGAUGAGACAACACUUUGAAAAGUAUAUAGUCGAGCUUGAGGAUAGAAUGGCAAAUGCAACAGAAGUAGAGGAGAGUGAAAUUAGUGUCAAGUUUAUAAAAUAA